AUGGAGGGAAGGGAAUCGAAUCGACUCGAAUCGGUUCGAAUCGGUUCGAAUCGGUUCGAAUCGGUUCGAAUCGGUUCGAAUCGGUUCGAAUCGGUUCGAAUCGGUUCGAAUCGACUCGAAUCGGUUCGAAUCGGUUCGAAUCGGUUCGAAUCGACUCGAAUCGGUUCGAAUCGACUCGAAUCGGAUCGAAUCAAGCGGGUAGCUAACAAGAGUCAAGCGGGUAGCUAA
This is a messenger RNA of Caenorhabditis angaria, 228 nucleotides long. NCBI's taxonomy places the organism in Eukaryota, Metazoa, Nematoda, Chromadorea, Rhabditida, Rhabditidae. The record is from the annotation of a GenBank genome assembly.